UCUAAUGCCGCCACAUCGCUCUCCUGCACCUUCUGCAGUCGAUCCGGCCAUUCCGAGGACCAGUGCUACGCUAAACGCGAUGCCGGUGUCAAAGCGAAAGAACGUGCUGCUCAACGCUCACAGUAUCGCUCCAACAAGUCCAGAAGCAAGCAGGAGGCGUCCCAGGCUUCGAACGACACAUCCAGGACGCAGGGGACACCCCAGGAGUCCGCUGGUGCGGCCACUGUGAGUGCUGGUUGCGCUCUUGCCCUCUCCUCUUCAGCAGAUCGCUCUACCUGGCUCGCUUCGCCUGCUGCUGCUAACUGGAACACCGACACAGGUGCAUCUGCACACAUGACACCACACCGCCACUGGUUUCGCUCCUACUCACCCCACAACGUCCCCAUUCGCCUCGCCAACUCGCACAUUGUCUACUCGGCUGGAUUGGGGUCUGUAGUGUUCCAACCUGCGUCUAGAGGCGGCGUUUUACCCCCUGCUGUCGUUCUACACGAUGUCCUUCAUGUACCUGCGCUU
Molecule: messenger RNA, 513 nt
Organism: Dichomitus squalens LYAD-421 SS1
Lineage: Eukaryota; Fungi; Basidiomycota; Agaricomycetes; Polyporales; Polyporaceae
Exons: 1
Source: RefSeq, a predicted model, not a curated record